Molecule: messenger RNA, 1944 nt
Organism: Selaginella moellendorffii
Lineage: Eukaryota; Viridiplantae; Streptophyta; Lycopodiopsida; Selaginellales; Selaginellaceae
Product: transcription factor 25
Exons: 4
Coding region: 22-1776 (584 amino acids)
Cellular component (GO): RQC complex
Source: RefSeq, a predicted model, not a curated record
GGCAAGUGGAGCUUGGCAGCCAUGUCGGCCCGGAUGCUGAGGCGGGCGCUGCGCGAGCGGGAGAGCCAAAUCGACGAAGACGAGGAGCAAGAUGACGCCGCUACCGCCGGCACCACCAAGGAAUCAGCUGGGCCGAGCAUUUUCAGCCUUCUCGCAGCUCAGGACGGUGAGAACGAGGAGGAAGAAGAGGUGGAACAACAGGAAGAAGCAGAAGAAGCGCCUGCGAUCUCCAAGCCAGAUGCCAAUCUAGGAGAGAAGAACAAGAGCAAGAACAAGACGAAGAAGAAGAAGAAGAACAAGAGCAAGAAGAAUGACGCAUCGAGUAAACUAGAGACUGACAAGGAAGAGGGGAGCGAUGAGAUCUUGUCCAAGCUCUUGCAGAAUGUUUCAGUCCAGCAGCAGGAGAUGGAUAGACGAGCGGCCGUCAUCUCGGUGGAUGCCAAGGACUUACGGCCCAAAGAAGAACUCAGGCUCAUCUUCGGCUCCAAGGCGAUCCACUCGGUGGAAAAGAGUGCUCGCCAGCGGCAGGGAAGACUCUCGGCUCCGCGUAGCGGCAGGAAAUGCUUGGUUGUGCCGAUGGGGAAUUGGCCGAGAUGGGACGGAGGUGUGUCGAUGGAGCUUGUUCACACCAAGGACGGUGUCAUGACUUUCAGGUACGUGUACUCGGCAGACUACUUGGAAGUCCAGAAGGCAUUCGAGGCAUGCGUCUCCUCCCACGAUCCCAACAAGAUUGCGUCGCUGCUCCUGGCUCAUCCUUACCAUGCGGACUCGCUGCUCGCCUUGGCCGACGUUUACAAACACAUUGGCGAGCACCAGCAAGCGGCCACCUUGCUGGAGAGGUGCCUCUACGCACUGGAAUGCGCGUGGAGUCCCUUGUUUGAUCCGCUGGCUGGAAAGUCCCGGCUCGACUACUCGUGCAAGGAGAACCGGCCACUCUUCUCGGCUCUCUUCAGCUACAUGCAGCACCUGGGAAGGCGAGGCUGCCACCGAACAGCCAUGGAGUUUUGCAAGGUGCUGCUGUCACUCGAUCUAGACGAUCCAACUGGUGCCAGGUUCUGCAUCGACUACUACGCUUUGAGAGCGGGGCAGUACUCGUGGCUGGAGGCUUUCGUGGAGAGUUUCUACGACGACCAGUCGGUGGCUCUCCUUCCAAACUUUUCCUUCUCGCUGGCAGUUGCGCGCUACUAUCUCGAGCAGAAGGAAGAGGCAGCUCCAAAUCCAAUCAGUGAAACAGUCCCGUCCUCGGAUCUCUUGCAGCAGGCUCUGAUGCUUCAUCCUUCGGUGCUGAGCAAGAUCGUCGCGCGAGCUCCGAUUAAGGAGGAUGCAGCGUGGAGCAAAGUGCUCAAGCACCGGCACUUUGCAAGGGCGACUUCCGGGGGGCCGAGCCUGGAGCACUUGAUCAACAUCUACAUCGAGAGGAAUUAUCUCAUCUGGAGAGUCCCGGAACUCCAGGCCUGGCUGAAAGACGCUGCAGUGGCCGUGUGUGAAGCGAGGGGUGGAGAGUCUGCGACCUGGGCUUGCGCUCGAGCGGAAGCAUUCCAAGCUGACCACAACGAGUAUCAGCAUCUUUCAGUAUCGGAGUUCUCUGAUAGAACACCCACGCUGCCUCCGGAUGAAGAAGCGGGGGCUGCAGGAGGAGGACCAAAUGUGGAGGUUCCUUUGGACGUUCCUUUGGUAGACCGGAACGCGUUUGCUGUUUUCGUGGAGUCCGUCUUCCCAUGGAUGAACUAUGGGGGCGGAGCUAAUGCGGGUGCCGCUGAAGAAGACAGUGAUUAAACAAGAAAUCUCGUGGGCAAAAAAAAACGAAAGAACAAGAAAUCCAAUGAAAGUAACAUCACAAAGAUUAUGAGCCAGAGCAGAAUCUUUUACUCUGUUUUCCAUGGUUCACAACCUUGCCAUGGAUGAAUUAUAAGAAGAUAGUGAUUAAGCAUGAAUACUUUUUGA